Messenger RNA from Neurospora crassa OR74A, 2565 nucleotides. RefSeq lists its product as hypothetical. Gene Ontology annotation, molecular function: protein dimerization activity. The coding region runs from base 638 to 2194 and encodes 518 amino acids. Lineage: Eukaryota; Fungi; Ascomycota; Sordariomycetes; Sordariales; Sordariaceae. The transcript has 2 exons. The record is from RefSeq and is a predicted model, not a curated record.
GCAUCAUUGGAUACAGAGACUUCGGGAACUCACGAUCGAUGAAUGUGCGGCUGUAAAGAAAGGAUCGUGUCUUAGGCUCAACGAGAACGACGAAUGAUCAAAGGAUCAUCGAAACGACAACCUCAAACCCAUCACGCAUGUCGAACCGACCGCAUACAGGAGACUUGAGCAGCCAACAAGCGCGGAGCCGGGCAUAGCCGCCCCCUGUCUACCGAUAUUCAGUUAUUGAGACGGAAACCCACGCAUACGCUCUUUUCCGAAUGGUUUUCCCGAAUUUCCGGGAUGGGCUAUUCUCGUCCUGUUUCUGUUUGGGCACAAUGGCACAGUGACUCUCCCAUUCUUCACGGUAGCCUCGUCAGGUGUCCCAAUCUUGAGAUGGCGUCUCGUUCCGUCGGCAAACUUGCAACGUAGUUGCCUCUAGUACCUCCAAAUCAGAAAACGCACUAUCCUUGCAAACACCUCUGCAGAAAACCGGCAGUCAAUAUUAUGGCCCCUUCUCGUUGUGAAACAGAACAGAGUUCUGGAGCUAUAAGUAUCAGAGAACAUGAUCGCCAGCGCCAGAGAGUGUCUUGCCUUGAUCCUGGCAUCUCUGAACUCCCAUGUUUGGGGUAAUAGCAAGAUACUCAUCCGCUAAACAAUGCAACACUUGGACAGUAAUCCUCGACCUUCCUAUGAUGAUAUACAACCAUCGAUCCAUCCGAGCAUACCAUGCCAUCACCCUCAUGACCCGUACAUCUCCGGCUAUGCUUGCUUAGACUAUCCACAACUUGCUCAUUCUGACUUCUCAACCCCCGCGGUUACUCUACAAUUGCAAACAGACAACUACGCGAAUUCAAGAACCAACUGUGCGCCAAAACAACAUACCCCGUCUAGAAGUCAUGGCGUAUAUGCGGAUCAUCAUAUACCACACUGUCUCCGCUCAAGCAGCUUCUCGGAUGGAACUAGCUCCGUAGGGCUGACACUGUCCACCUCAGCACUCACUGUGUCCGGCUCGAUACCGAUUACACCUCACUCGGCUUAUCUGCUGAGCUCUCCCGCCUCCCCUGUUACGGCUUUUCCAGCAGAUGUCGUUAACACCAGUUCGUUCCCUUCUGAUACAUGGCCGACUUACAAUCAAACGCACACUGCAUGGCCCCCCUACGUGGCCGACGAAAUGCAGUACGAAAGCCUGACCACUGCCGGACUAUCUUUGCAAUCGCUACCCGACAUAUUGAAGCCUGUAUUAGGUGGAGAUCACAAUGAGGAAGAAAAAUACAUCGAUCAUAACAUGACCACUACCUAUACAAACGCAUAUCGGCGAAGCCAGGCAUCAUUAACAGGGGAAUUAGGUGCUGCGAAGAAAAAGGAGAAGCUUAGAAAGAGACGGCGACACCGACUGGCACAGACAGAGGACGUACAUUUGGUUAGCAGCAAGCUUGAAGACGCAGAAUCAGCACAUAGCCCGUCGUCAGCCGGUAUGAAACUCUCAGCUGCUGUCAAUCGAAGCUUAACGGCUAGCCGCCCGUCCUCGCUGUUAUGGGUGCAGGAAGAUGUUGCUGGAAGUUUGAUGAACCCAAAAGGCAAAGAAAAGGGGCGAACGCAAGACAACAAGAGCAACAAGAAAAGGAAGCAGCAACAACAACAACAACAGCAACAACAACAACCAGUUCAACAAUCACACAAGGGGGUCGGCUUGAAAAAGAUAACGAGUAGAAGAGCCUCAUGUGCGGAGCAAGCAUGGGAAGCCGGGACCUGUGACGGUGACACGGACAUGGUGUUGGACUAUGACAAUAACAGCAACAGGAGCUAUUCGGUCACUGGACAUGACUUGGACCUCGACACAGCACAUACAGCGAGUCCCCGGCAGGAAAUCGCCCGCGUCAAGCACAACAAGGUAGAACAAAAGUACCGUAACCGACUCAACGCCCACUUCGAAGCGCUUUUGGACGUCCUCCCUCCCUCGGUGGCCCUUCCCGGUGAGCAAGGGUUCGAGUCCGAAACCACAGAGCAGAUGCAGCCACUGGGAAGACUUAACAAUAUGGUUGAACUGGAAAAUCCGGACAAGGAACGCCGAGUGAGCAAGUCUGAGGUUCUUGACCGCGCAAGAAUGUACAUUCAGACAUUGGAGAACGAGCACAAGCGACUGGCGGCGGAGAGGAAGCAGUUAAGGAAGAUCUGGGAUGAGUAUGGGAAUGCGAAUAGGGAAGGUCAUUGAUGCUGGGUUGGGAAAUGGUGACCAAAGGCGAGAAGAAAAACAAAAGGGAAAACUCACUGAACAUUGUUCGCGCCGGGUAUGAUACACGCAUGGUAAGUCACGACACUAAGAGCGUUUGGAACACGAAAUAUACGAGGAUUAUGUAAAUCAGGACACAGGGUUUGUCGUAACAGAAAAGAAAAUAAUUAGGAAGACAGCAUUGUCCGACGAUAACCGACUUAUAAACAAAAGGAAAAGAGUAAAAGGGAAGGAGGGCAUGGCUAGUCCAGUGGUACAUAACACAUUAACCGACGGUCCUGCACCUUAUGUGAGUUAAAAGAAAUACAUCAUUAGCCAUAUCCAGCUUCUAGAUAAAAAAAAAAACGAGUGCC